CUGGCGACACCUGGCGACUGUCAACACAACACAGACACCACCACAGUUCUGGGUACGAAACAUAUCUUCUUGGUUCGAUAAAACAUGAUACCGGCAGUGCAGAAUUGCCACUUUAGGCUCUACCCGCCGAUUGUGCCUUUUCUCAGCACCUGCUUCUUCUUCAUCUUUACUUCUAUUGACUUGCUGUGGGGGACGCGUCAUGAUGGAUUCAAGAUUCAGCAGGCGUCGUCUGCCACCUCAAAACGCCUGGUCGCUGUACUUCUGCCCAUCGUCCUCUUUGUACAUCUAUGCUGGUCUCUAGUCGAUCAUCGUGCUGAUAGCCCAUCGCGGCUGGCAACGUUGAUUUCCCUCUUUGCCGCUGUCAAUGUAUGCUGGAUCUCUGCUUUUUAUGAAAAGCAUUCGGUUAAACCACCUACAAUGAUUGUUUUAUUCUUACUCGUGGCCGUUUUGAACGACAUCUUCUCCUUAGCCGUCUUCCUCCACGGCGAUUCCUGCGAGACGCACGGAUUUGAAAUCUUCGCGGCAAUUGAGAUUAGCGUUCGAUCCGUGUUUCUAUGGCUGGAAUGCAAAAGCAAGGAGUUUAUCAUGGAAGAUGAACAAGAGAAGCCGUCACCGAUGGAGACUGGCAAUGUGCUCAACACAACCUUCUUCUGGUGGGUGAACCGCAUCUUGCUCAUUGGCAAAAAGAGGAACUUAGUCAACGAUGACAUACCGCCAUUGGAGACUGAAAUGCGCUCCAAGGUCUUGAGAGACAACAUCCUCCACGAGUGGGAGAACAGAGAUCUAACUAAGACAGAUCUGGUGCUAGCUAGAGUUGUAUUCAAAGCCAUCCAGCCUCAAUUCAUCUCUGUCGCCAUUCCGAGGCUUGCUGUCGCACUUUUUAGAUGCAGUCAGCCGCUACUCAUUUUCCAGGUCACCAAAUUCGUCGAGGAGCAAGAGCAUCAUGAGAAGUCACUCUACCAGAAGUUGUUCGUCGUAUUAGUAGCCAUCUUUGUAUAUCUUGGAAUCAACAUCACUGAAUCUAUCUACGAACAUCGCAUGAACAGACUCCGCAUUGUCAUCCAUGGAGCUCUGGUAUCACUCAUAUACAACAAGACCCUAUCAGUUAGCAGUGAAGGAUCGGAUGCCGGGCAAGCCCUCACUCUCAUGAGUUCUGAUGUAGAAAACGCAGCACACACGGGCCAGCUAUUCAAUGAUACAUGGGGCUAUACCCUUGAAGCCAUCAUUGGCUUGACCAUCCUAGUGGUACAAGUUCACUGGCUUUUCCCAGUCCCAGUCGUCAUGAUUCUACUUGGAUCACAAGUCAGCAAAUUUAGUGCGAAAAAUCUUGGCAAACGGCAGAAGGCCUGCAACGACGCGAAACAGACUCGAAUGUCGGCUCUAACCUCCAUUCUAAGCCACAUGAAGAGCCUUAAGGCGAUGGGGUUGACAGGCGUCAUGGUGAAUUACGUUGAAGCUACACGCAAAAACGAGUUGGAAUCGAUUGCUAGUCUUGGUCGCGUCAAGGCCAUCUACAACUCCUCUGCGAACGCCAUUGGACUCUUUGCACCAGCGAUAACCAUGGUUCUUUAUGCUGUUACCACGCGCAUGAGAGGCGAACCGCUUGAGGCAACCGUCAUGUUCACUACCCUCGCCACUCUCGCCAUCGUUACUCACCCAGCCAACAUGGUGAUGACGGUUGUGCCACACAUGAUUUCAUUCUCUACUAAUUUUGAGAGAAUCCAAAACUACCUUUUGCAGGCCCACAUUGUCAACAAACCAAACCCUUCAAGCAGUCGCAGUCUCCAAACCCAAAACGAUAUUGUGAUUGAUGGUGUCAAUGUUACAGAUGGUUCCCGGUCACUGCUGAAAGACAUCACGGUGGAACUCCGACGAGGCACAAUCAAUAUCUGCUGUGGUAAGAUAGGCAGCGGCAAGUCAGUGUUGUCUCGACUUCUUCUUGGUGAACUCUCACCUUCUAGUGGUGUUGUCGCUAGACCAACGGCCAGAAUUGGCUAUUGCGCCCAAACUGCCUGGGUCCCUUCUGGAACUAUCAGAGACAUAAUUUGCGGUUUUAGCACAGGUGGUGAUCUCUCCUACGAAGAAGUCGUGGAGGCAUGUUGCCUUAACGCUGAUAUCAAUGGCCUACCGAGUAGGGACCUGACUACAAUUGGGUCUCGUGGCGUUAAUCUCUCUGGCGGCCAGAAACAGCGAGUUGCACUUGCACGAAUACUCUACUCUGGCGCCAAAACUGUAAUACUUGACGAUACUUUUGCGGCACUAGAUGGCACUACAGAGAAAACUGUUGUUAAUAACCUGUUUGGCCCUCGUGGAUUGCUAAAACGUGCAGGCAUAACUGUAUUCUGGGUGACCAAUUCUGCACAAUAUUUCAACCUGGCUGACAAAAUCAUCUUACUUGAUGGUGGCUGUGUGAAAGCCCAGGGGCCAUUGUCAAAAAUGUCGGCCUGUGUUUCCGAAGUAAAGAAGUUUGAGCUCAGCCUUGAUGCACCAGAUGGCAAUCAAACUGUGAAAAAGAAAACACAAGCUGAGAUCGAUGCCGAACAAGAUGUCGAUCGCAGAACCGGUGAUUUCUCACUCUACUUGUAUUACAUCCAGUCCGCUGGCUGGAAAGCCGUCCUGAUUGUCGCUGUGUGCUGCUUCGUCACAUCUAGUAACGUCGUGGCUCCUCUCUGGACAAAGCUAUGGAAGGAUGCUCCUGAGAGUGAUUUCACAUUCUACUUGGUGGGAUAUCUUGUUCUUUCAUUUAUUGCUUGGCUUGGAACGAGCUGCCAAAUGACUACAUUUCUUCUACUCCUUGGGCAGCGCAGCAGCGCCAACUUACACCACCGGCUGCUUUACUCCAUAUUAUACGCACCACUUUCUUUCUUCACUGCAAAUGAGGUUGGAACCACUCUGAACAGAUUUGGCCAGGAUAUUGGCUUUGUUGACAACAGGCUGCCCAAUUCCUUCGCUCGUCUACUAACUCAGAUAUGCAAGAUGUCGGUCCAAAUGAUCAUCAUCUUCGUCGUUCAGAAGGCAUUGCUUUUGGUUGUGCCGUUCUGCGCCGCAAUCGUGUACUCUAUCGCUAGACUGUAUCUACGCACAUCGAGACAGCUACGUGUACUCGAGCUUGACUCUAAAGCUGCCUUGUUCAACACCUUUGCUGAGACUGUUGAUGGAAUCGCAUCUAUUCGUGCGUUUCGUUGGCAAGCAGCGUCCGAGCGCAAACUGCUGCGCACAAUGGACCUCUCUAUGAAGCCUAACUAUUUGCUUUUCUGCACACAGCGAUGGCUGAGUCUUGUUCUUGAACUGAUUGUUGGUACCGUAGCCGUUAUUGCUGUUAUCCGAUCCGUCUUUUUCGAAGUUGGUGGCGCCAGCAGCAUCGGCUCCGUUCUGAAUGUGGUCAUCCUCGCAAAUGCCACUCUUUUGUCCCUUGUAUAUGCUUGGACUGGUUUCGAAACCUCUCUCGGUGCCGUUUCCCGUCUUAGAGAGAUUGAGCAAAACACUCCACGGGAAAGUAAGACUUGGGAGACUGCAAUUCCUGAAGCCAACUGGCCCAGCAAGGGUGAGCUUCAAUUACGCAAUGUCUCGUCCGGAUACAAGCAAGUUUCCAAGCAUCUAUGUUUAUAUCUUAUACUAACAAGCCAAAGUAUCAAUGAUCCAAUCUUGAAGAAUGUCAAUCUACGCGUCCCUGCGGGCCAAAAGCUCAUUGUCUGUGGUCGCACUGGCAGGCAAGUACACACCCAUAGCCUAUAUAUUCACAGCUAACCUUUUGCUAGUGGAAAGAGUACACUGUUUCUGGCCUUACUACGCCUCAUAGAGUGCUCUGGCCAGAUUGAAAUCGAUGGUGUAAACAUAACUCGUCUGCCGCGCUCUGUUGUACGCGAGCAAGGCUUCAUUGCAGUUCCACAAGACGGCUUCGUGCUUCCGAGAGCAUCUAUCCGAUUCAAUCUGGAUCCCAACCAAGUAGUUGGUGACGAGAUUAUUCGUCAAGUGCUGCAAAAGACUGGUCUUUGGCAUGUAUUGACGGGUGAUGCACCAGUUGAGGAAACCAUCUUUGACAUGCCCAUGGACUCUAUGCCUAUGCUUUCCGUUGGUCACUCACAACUGCUGGCAAUCGCCCGUGGUAUUGUUCAAAAGCAUGCAUACUCACUGGCACGCUACACUGAUGAUGUACCUCAGGGAACAGUCAAACCCAUUAUCCUCCUGGAUGAAGCAACAUCGUCCAUGGACUCAGAGACGGAGUCACAAAUCUACAAUAUUAUCGAAGAGGAGUUUGUUGAAGAAGGCCACACUGUCAUCAUCAUCUCCCAUCGGCUGGGUGGACUUGUUGGUCGUAUGCGCCCCGGCCAUGACGCUAUUGCUGUGCUCUCUGACGGACAUCUCCAAGUGGAAGAUGACUUGGACAAGAUCAAUGUGCUUGCAGCAAAACAGGACAUGGCUUAAUGCAUCAUGAUUUGUAUAUAAAGAAAAGCUAUAUACAACAUAACGUCAAGAUUUAGUUCUUCAACUUUAGAGAAUAGACACCGCGUUCGAUGCUGUUGAGUAACAGAUGCCCACUCUUGAAGAAUGGAUAUACCGACCAAGAGCCGUGGAACUCUCGGCUGCCCACCUCAUCGUCCUCAGGGUACACAUCAAAGGAGCCAAUCUCCUCGAACCCAGCGCCCGUAUCAUCCUCUGCAAUCGAAGUGACGUUGACGAUGCGCAGACCAGAUCCGUAGUUGCUUUGAUACGAAAUACCAUCGAUAACGUACUGGUUGUGGUCAAUAGAUAUGAUGGGGCUCUUGUAGAUGCCUCUAAACACAGGAUAAGUGAGAUCGGUUACAUCGACAAUGUACGUUGUCGUCUUGCCAUCCUCUGCAGGUUCCGAGCCAACCACCUCAUCCAGCUCAUCAUCCAGCAGUAAGUAGCGGUGGUCCUCAGUGGCGAGCCAUCCUUGAUGGGUGUAGGCCGCACCAUUGUACGUGGUGCGUGAGAUUUGUUUUGGGAUGGCACGGACUGUGAUGUCGACAAUGGUAAGAGCAUUUUCGUUGUAGUUGAAGCAGAUUUCGUGGCCGCGGAAGCGUCGAUCGGGACCCUUGUAAAUGACACACUGGGCAUCGUGCACAUAACCAUCUUGGUAAACACAGCCGUUGUCCUGGGGUCUACGGGGGUUCGAGACGUCAAUCAUCCAGAGGCCUCCGCGGCAGGGCAACCAGCGAGAAGUGCCAACAGCAAAGAUGGUCUCAGUCUCUUCGUUGGCAACAAUGUUGUGGCUGCUGCCAAACUUGUCAAAGUGGGCAGCAAGAUCAAGUGCCUUGUCAAACGUCUCGGGGUGUUUCGGGUCAACCUUGAGCAGCUUGGUGAGGUCAAACACCUGCAUGCCGUGGUCCUCGGCCUCGGAGCCGAUGUAGGCAUGGUGGCCGAUGACCUUGACAUCUCGCCAUAGCGAAGUGCCUGUUUGAGUGUCCAGACGGCCGAUGUACUGCAGGUUGCCGUCCUUGAGAACUUCCACAAAUGCCGUACCAUCAGACUGACCGACGAGGCCAAACUCGCGGCCAUCAGGUGAAGUCCAUCCCCAGAUAUCGUUGCCGGUUCGGGUUCUGCUGUGCAUGUCCUGGUGGCGGAGGAAGCCCUUCAUGUCGACUCUGUCGCAGGCGUACUCGCCCGCUCUUCCACGAACACAGGCCGUAGGCGGCUGCUUCUUGUACUUGUUGUAGCCGAACAUACCGUCCUUCAUGUCGGUUGCGUGCUGCCUGAGCUUCAUGUCCAUGAUGGCAGCCAUGUCGACGGCAUGAGGGGCAUGAUUUGCCUGCAGGUUGUGCGGACCAAAGAUGAUUUGGCCCUUGUAGUCGCGUGGGACGACGGCGGUGGCUACACCAGCGAGACUGGCGGCUACGAGGGUUUGCAGCUUCAUGGCGAGAUGUGUUGCUGCUGCACCAGUUGCGGUGUGAGAUGAAGGAGGAAGGUUUGGCACGCCAUCGAGACCGGUGUUUGUGAAACAAAGUCGCCGCUGGUUGUGGUGCUGCUCAUCCUACGCUACGCUCACAGUCACUCAUCCCAAGUGGACUGUUACCUAGUUUGGGAGCGAGCGUGGGGUGGGCUGCAUGAGAUGUGCGGCGUGUGACCAUGUUGAUAGGAUUACGGCUCUGUGGCGCUCGGGGCCGGGCUGGUGGUUGUUCCCGAGGGCUGUUGGGAACAUUUCUACUGCAGAGAAAAUAUUAAAGUCUCAAAAAGAUAUUGACAUAUUUC
Messenger RNA from [Torrubiella] hemipterigena, 6210 nucleotides. The record is from the annotation of a GenBank genome assembly. NCBI's taxonomy places the organism in Eukaryota, Fungi, Ascomycota, Sordariomycetes, Hypocreales, Clavicipitaceae.